UCUCAAGAUGAAGACAAUUGUAUUGCUAGUCGUGUUGACUUUUGCGGCAGCUGAAAUCGAGUUCUACAAGACCGGCAACGAUAAUUUGGACGUGGAUGCAUUGAUUGCCAAUUCCACUGAGCUGCAAGCAUAUUUAGAUUGCUUUAAAGAUAAGGGACCAUGCACUGAUUUAACUACCAGUUAUAAGAGUAUGUUUCCCGAAUCUAUCGAACAGGCUUGCAAAAGAUGUAGUCCACAUCAGAAACUCAUGUUUCGGCGAUUCAUAGAAGGAGUCAAAAAAGUUUUGCCAAAUGAGUACAAUGAAUUUAGACAUAAAUAUGAUCCCGAAAACAAAUAUUUUGAUGCAUUGGAAAAAGAAUUAUCGAAAUACUAAUAUUGACUAUUUUCAUGAUAUGAAUUAAAAUACUCGCUCAUGCUCAUUU
Nymphalis io (European peacock) is the source of this 422-nucleotide messenger RNA. Its product is annotated as ejaculatory bulb-specific protein 3-like. Bases 8 to 373 code for a protein of 121 amino acids. The transcript is spliced from 2 exons. The record is from RefSeq and is a predicted model, not a curated record. Lineage: Eukaryota; Metazoa; Arthropoda; Insecta; Lepidoptera; Nymphalidae.